AUGUCUGACUCAAGUCCAGUUCCAAGUGGAACUCAAACUCCUGUCGACAACACAUCAGUUGUCGAACAUAAAUUCGAAAAGGAAGAACAGUUGCAAGAAGAAAGACCAACUUUAGAAGACCAAGACAAGUCUUUUAAGGAUUACCUUUCGAUUUCUUUCUUCUGCUUAUUGGUUGCUUUCGGUGGUUUUGUUUUCGGUUUCGAUACCGGUACCAUUUCUGGUUUCGUGAAUAUGACCGAUUUCAAGCAAAGAUUCGGUCAGUUGAGUGGUUCAGGUGAAUACUACUUGUCAAACGUCAGAACCGGGUUGAUUGUUUCUAUUUUCAACGUCGGUUGCGCUAUCGGAGGUAUUUUCCUCUCCAAAUCUGCUGACAUGUAUGGAAGAAGAAUCGGUUUAAUGUUUGCUAUGGCCAUUUACGUGGUUGGUAUUAUUAUUCAAAUCUCAUCUACUACAAAAUGGUACCAAUACUUCAUCGGAAGAUUGGUCACUGGUUUGGCCGUCGGUACUGUUUCUGUGGUAUCCCCUAUGAUGAUUUCGGAAACUUCCCCAAAGAAGGUCAGAGGUACUUUGGUGUGCUGUUUCCAAUUGUUUAUCACCUUGGGUAUCUUCUUAGGUUACUGUACCAACUACGGUACUAAGACUUAUACCGACUCUAGGCAAUGGAGAAUCCCAUUGGGAUUGUGUUUUGCCUGGGCCAUCUUCAUGGUUGUCGGUAUGGUUUCUAUGCCUGAAUCUCCAAGAUACUUGGUUGAAAAGGACAGAAUAGAAGAUGCCAUGAAAUCUAUUUCUAGAGCCAACAAGGUUUCUGUGGACGAUCCAGCGGUGCACGCCGAAAUCGAGUUGAUUCAAGCCGGUGUCAACAGAGAAAAGUUGGCUGGUAACGCUUCGUGGAAGGAAUUGAUCACUGGUCAACCAAAGAUCUUUCAAAGAGUCAUAAUGGGUGUUAUGUUACAAUCCUUACAACAAUUGACCGGUAACAACUACUUUUUCUACUAUGGUACCACCAUUUUCAAAUCGGUUGGGUUGACGGAUUCUUUCCAAACCUCUAUCGUUUUGGGUGUGGUCAACUUUGCUUCCACCUUUGUUGGUAUUUACGCCAUUGAAAGAUUCGGUAGAAGAACCUGUUUGUUGGUUGGUUCCGUGAGUAUGUUCAUCUGUUUCAUCAUCUAUGCGGUGUUAGGUUCUGUUCAUUUGUACAUCGGUGGAUAUGGGGGUGAGACCAGAACUUCCACUGGUAACGCUAUGAUUUUCAUUACUUGUUUGUUCAUCUUCUUCUUUGCAUCCACCUGGGCCGGUGGUGUCUACUGUAUUGUUUCUGAAAGUUACCCAUUAAGAAUCAGAUCUAAGGGUAUGGCUGUUGCUACUGCUGCCAACUGGAUGUGGGGUUUCUUGAUUUCAUUCUUCACUCCUUUUAUCACCGCAAAGAUCCACUUCUACUACGGUUUUGUGUUUAGCGGCUGUCUUUUGUUCUCCUUCUUUUACGUGUACUUCUUUGUCAGUGAAACUAAGGGUUUAACAUUGGAAGAAGUUGACGAAUUGUACAGACAAAACAUCGCCCCAUGGAAGUCUGGUUCCUGGGUUCCUCCCACCAACGCCGAAAAAAUGGCAUAUGCCAGCGGAUUCGAAAGAUCCGAACAUGACACUGAAGCUUAA
Molecule: messenger RNA, 1653 nt
Organism: Yamadazyma tenuis ATCC 10573
Lineage: Eukaryota; Fungi; Ascomycota; Pichiomycetes; Serinales; Debaryomycetaceae
Gene: HXT5
Product: sugar porter family MFS transporter
Biological process (GO): carbohydrate transport; transmembrane transport
Cellular component (GO): plasma membrane
Molecular function (GO): carbohydrate:proton symporter activity
Source: RefSeq, a predicted model, not a curated record